Messenger RNA from Myotis davidii, 4844 nucleotides. It is a transcript of the gene ARL5B, whose product is annotated as ADP ribosylation factor like GTPase 5B. Gene Ontology annotation, molecular function: GTPase activity; GTP binding. The transcript is spliced from 6 exons. NCBI's taxonomy places the organism in Eukaryota, Metazoa, Chordata, Mammalia, Chiroptera, Vespertilionidae. Bases 73 to 501 code for a protein of 142 amino acids. Gene Ontology annotation, cellular component: cytoplasm; trans-Golgi network. Gene Ontology annotation, biological process: vesicle-mediated transport; intracellular protein transport; protein localization to Golgi membrane. The record is from RefSeq and is a predicted model, not a curated record.
GUGAAAAAGCACAAAGUGAUUAUAGUGGGACUGGACAAUGCAGGGAAAACUACCAUUCUUUAUCAGUUCUUAAUGAAUGAAGUGGUUCAUACAUCUCCAACCAUAGGAAGCAAUGUUGAAGAAAUAGUUGUGAAGAACACUCAUUUUCUUAUGUGGGACAUUGGUGGUCAAGAGUCACUGCGGUCAUCCUGGAACACGUAUUACUCAAACACAGAGUUCAUCAUUCUUGUUGUUGAUAGCAUUGACAGGGAACGACUAGCUAUUACGAAAGAAGAAUUAUACAGAAUGUUGGCUCAUGAGGAUUUAAGGAAGGCUGCAGUCCUUAUCUUUGCAAAUAAACAGGAUAUGAAAGGGUGUAUGACAGCAGCUGAAAUAUCCAAAUACCUCACCCUUAGUUCAAUUAAGGACCACCCAUGGCACAUUCAGUCCUGCUGUGCUUUAACAGGGGAAGGGUUAUGCCAAGGUCUAGAGUGGAUGACCUCCAGAAUUGGUGUGAGAUAACUGUUUUGCUUGAAAGAGACUGCUCUAUUUAUUCUGUGACAUGAACAUUUUUUCCUAGUAUCUUUGGCUGCUAAGGCAGCAGCAUGUUUAAUUUAUAACAACACAAACCUCUAUGAGCAACACUUGAAUCAAGUGCAGCUGAACUGGAACGUGGAAGAUUUUUUCUUAACUUUUUUUUUAAUGCACUAAUCUUCAGUUGGAUGAACACUAAUGUAUAACUGUGUUUUCAGCAACAGAACUUUUCUGACUGCUUAUUCUAAUUAUUCAAUGACUGCCUUGUAAGAAAUGUUUGUCAUAUGUCUAAUGUUUCCCGAAGUAUUGUAAUGACUUUAAUGACCAAGUUCUCUCAUUUCUUGACCACCCCUCCCCCACCAGAUAAUGACUGGUUUGACAAAGUAUUAGAUGAAAUCAUUGGGUACUGCUUGCAAACUUAACCAGCACUAAGUAUUUGCUCCCUCUAUAAACCACUUACUUUUUGGACAGAAUUUAUAGAGAAAGAAAUCUGCCUAGAAGAUAUAUUUGAGGAAGAUUAAACAACAUGAAAAUUGACUUUAAAUGAGUUAACUCCUCUACAUCAUUGAAAGUCAUGGAAUAAUUUUAAGUUACUGUUAGCAUGGGAAUUAUGUAGGCUAUUAUCUAAAAGAAUUAAGUCCACAUUUCUGCCUAUAACAUGGCAUUUGUUUUGGUUAAAAACUAAUCAAGGUAAAAUAUUUGUUUAAAUACCCUUCUGUGGAUAAACAUGGUAUUUUAAGAAUGCGCAUUAUUCAAUGCAUAUAUAAAUAUUGGUAGUUAUUAAAGCAUACCAGCAUUAAUAUUAAAACCAGCCACUUGGAAUAUAUUUUAUUACCAAUUAUCAACAACUUUAUCAGCCUAAAGUUCAACUAUUCCAUUUGCAAGGGACAUCCCAUCUCCUUUGGGCAAAGCUAAAUCAGAAUAUAAAGAGUUCAUUUUAUUUGUUAAAAUUUGAAAUUGUGUCUGUAAUAUUCUUACUACCACCAGCAGUAUAUUACUUAAAAAAACUAUAUGGCUUUUCUUAUAUCUAUUUGAGGUUGUAGUAAUAAGCUUGAAACAAUUUUCAUCUUUAUUGUUAUGCCUCUUGCUCAAAAGUCUUUUGCUGGAGUAUAGGAAAACUGCUAAAUUUAAUCCUAGCUUUUAGAAUAGUAUUAUGAGACUCAAAGUUAAUACACUAACAACUUAUAAAUUUAAAAAAUAGGAAAAAAGUCAUAACUAUCAAAAGUCUGUUUAUUUGAUAAUAUUUAAAAGUUUUCAAGGCAGUUGUCUAAUAUGAACAGUAAAUAAUGCAUACCUUGAGGAGGACAGGUAUGGUAAUUUUAAUCCUCUUUAUCUUAAAUGUAUGAUUUUGCUAUAAUGAAAGGGAUAAAAUACAUACUUAGAGAAUAAUAAUACAUCUUUGCAGUAUUUUUUUUUCAUUUGGGUCAAAAAUAGGAUUCAGUGUUCUUAAGAAUAUCAAAAUACCUAUUCAAAAAUGGUAUUUUAAUUCUAUUUUUUUAUUGUAAGUUGGUUUAAAUUUUGCUGUUUUCAGGUAUAUUUGAUUUAUUCUAUUUAGUCUAAUUAAUAUGUAGUUGAAUGUGGUAAUAAUUUUCUGAUUUCUUUUUAGUGGUAGCACACACUAGAACUGAAAAAUGGCUAGAUGAAAGCUUUUGGGACUUUGGGAACUAGUUGUUAUUAACAUUGUUUUGAACCUUUUUCUUAGUGAUUUCAUAGCAAGUAGAGGAUAACUUUUCUUUUUAAUAUAACCCAUAAUCAGGAACCUGAGAGAAGAGUAGACAUAUCAAUGUGGAUGCUUUGUGGUGUGUAUGUGGCAGUGAAACUAAGAGAUUAUGAAAAUACUAUUUACCCAAAGCACACUUACCAAAUUUUUCUCUUGGUUAGACAAUUUAGCUACAAAUACUGAGUAUAGUUUUCCUAACUCUAUCCUGAGAAAAAACAUUAAUACUCCUUGUUUAUACUUUGAAAUUUGUCUUAUAUCUAACAAGAUUGGCUGGCUCAAUUUUCACUUACCAAAUUAUAUGUUUAUUUUUUUCUUUAUAUUACCAUGUCAGCAUUAUAUUGAAAGUGAACAACUACUAGUAUAGAUUCAAGUUUGCUAUUUAAUUUUUAAAAUACAAUUUAUUUUAUUUUCUGAAUCCUUUUAAAAAACAUUUUGUUUUGGAUUAGAAAUAAUUUAUGUUAGCUGUGUGUUGACAAUGAAAUGGCAUUCAACUAGAUUUUGUGCCGAUUGGGAAUUUAAAUUAAGAAACUAAUGUAAGACUUUUUAAAAGUAUAUUGUAGGUCCUAAAUAGAUAUUUCCUGUUACAGUAAUAUAAAAACUGAUUACCUUUUACUCCAAGAGAAUGUUUUGACCCAAGCAUGUAUCUAAUGCUAAAGCAUUGAUUCUGACAUUCAUUGUAAAUCAACAAACUCUAGGAUAUUGUCUGAUGAAAAAUGUAAAUUUGUGAUUAGUGCCUAUGUUCAUAUUUUAAGAUGAGUUUUCAAUUUUGUACUAUACCUUUUCUUUGGAAAUCAAGUUAGCAGCUAAUUAACAGUGAUAUUAUCGGAGUUUUUAUCCUACCCAUCAACCCCUCAAUUGCCUAGCAAAGUUUCUAGUAGAUAGUGGAAAGCAAGGGACCUACCAACAUUAGUUUAGGGAAGUUAUUGUACAUUUUGUUUUUAAUUUGAGUGUAAAGAAACAAUGUUGUCUUUUAAAUAUGCUGUAACUAAAAUGUAAUUGCUACCCUAACAAGUCCAAAUAUGGUACUUUUCUUAAUUUUGAGCAUGUUGUGUUCAUAUUUAGCCCCAUCUCUCUUAUUGAAACCUUUUUGAGAACUCUUUUAGAAUUACAGGCCCUUUUAUAUGGGAUUAUACUGCAUAUUUUAUAUUGUUAGUGUAAUUUAAUUUUUUAUAAUCUGAAAUAAUAUAUAUCUAUAAUCUAUUGAAAAGCUCAUUAAAUACAUAACUUUUGCUUUUAGGUUCUGUAUUAGUGUGCUUAAAGGUCUAAUUUUAUUCUAUGUUCAUUGGAAGAAAGAUAAGAAAUUCAAGUUUUUUUUUUAACAAAUUCAAGUUUUAGUGUUAAAAAUAAUUUUUACACAUGCAUGACCCCUAUAGCCAUAGUCAUUUUCAUUAAGCAUAAGUUAACUUUCACUAUUUAUAACAUAAAGAGAAAAAAUACAUUUCUUUUCCUAUGGAAACAGUGAAUGAUAUAGGCAGCAGGCAUACAAUAUUUUCUGAAGAGUUAUGGGGAGUCACAAAGCAAAUACAAUUUUAAAGAAAAUAAAAUACUGAAGAAAAAUUUUUGGUAUGGUGAAAAAAAAAUGUACUGUUGUUAUGCAUAUAGAGAUGGUGAAUUCCAUUGACAUUUAUAUUUGAAGACCAGCUUCAUGAAUCUGACUUUUCAUCUGUGGCUUUGGAUCCAAAACAUUUCACAUCCUUUAUAUUUUGUUAGGGUAAAGUCAUCUCAAGAUACGGUAUGGUAAGGAAAGAAAAACAAAAUGAUGUAUAGCAUGAUAAUCUGUAUCUAGUAGAAUAUUUUGCUAGCUAGCUAAAGGAUGGAUUUGAAUCUUAGUUUGGCCAUUACUUGUCUAGUUCACCUUCAGCAAUUACUGUUUGUGCCCUCCCUAUUGUUUUUCAUAUACCCAGGAACUUAGCGCUAGAACUCCAACAUGUCUUUUGAUUUUAAAAUACUGAAUCUUCAUUUGCUACAUUAAAAUUGAAAAACCAAAAAAAAAAAUACAUGUAAUGUGAAAUUAAAUUCAUUUUAAUCUAUUAUUUUAUUCCCACCUUCUAAUUUCAUUUAGUAUAUGAAUACAAUCGAAUAAGAAAAUAAAUUUCAACUAGUAACUGCUAAUCAACUUAAAUUGAGCUAAUAACAAUGCAAAAGAGAAAAUAAGCCAUAUUGCUAAGAGCAUGCUAGUAAGCUGCUUAGGAAACAACAUAUUCUGCUGGUAAUACUCUCUUCUUGAAAAUGCCUUGCUUUCUUGGCUUUUACUAAUUUAAUUAGAAGGGGUUAGUUUAUUCAGAGUUUAUUGGCCUCAUGCCAUCUCAAACUGCAGUUCUGUUUGACUUUCUAGCAUUGAAAGGAUAGUGCAGCCAGAAUGUCAAUAUUUUACAAACAUUAAAUUUAUUUAGCAUUACUGAAGACUGAAAUCCAAAAGUCAGGUUCCCAAGAAGUAUUUUUUAAGAGUACUAGGUGGCCAAAACUAAAUAGAGAAGGCGAAUAAUAAAACAAAAUAAUACAACUAUAUUUAAGGUAGAAAAAUUACUGUAGUCAGCAGACCUAAAUUCAGCUUUAAAUGUAUAUAGUUUGGGGAAAUGUUAAUUGAGAGGUAUAGAGGCAUACCUAGAAA